Molecule: messenger RNA, 311 nt
Organism: Candidula unifasciata
Lineage: Eukaryota; Metazoa; Mollusca; Gastropoda; Stylommatophora; Geomitridae
Source: the annotation of a GenBank genome assembly
GGAAUUAUGGUGAUAUGUACGUUGUUUUACGCCUUCGUGGAAAUACAAAAUUAUCGCAAACUGGGCCUCAGAAAGUACUUUGGAAAUCUCUGGCGCUGUUUAGAGGCAUUUACAGUUAUUCUUACCUGUGCUGUGGGCAUAAUCUUCUUCUUGAGAUAUUACAAAUUUGUGGAGAUCCUAAAGGACUUUCAGAAAUAUGGGCACACGCGUUUCUUGAACUUCGAGGCUGUAUUUCAGAUGCACGAACAUCUACACAUAUCCCUGGCAGUUCUGGGAGGAGUCGUCAUUUUUAAAAUGUUGAAAGUCACAGC